CCUCCCCUCCCCCGCCUCCUCCCCGCCGGUCCCGUCUCCAGCGGGAGCGCGAGACGCUGGUCAGGCUCCGGCGCAGCUCGAAAAUGCAUCCUCGCCCCCGGCGGACCUAGACGCCGCCGCCGCCGGCUUCCGCGCGCGGGGUCGCGUGCGUCCUCCAUCCUGCCUCCGAAAAGCGAAUCAAAACACAAAGCCAGCCAGCCAACCAAGACUCCGGUUUGUUGAUCGCCUUAUUUUUUUUUUUUUUUUUCACCGCUUGCGGGAUUCGCAAACCGCGUUACAUGCAUGUCCAGUGGGGGCAGGUUUAAUUUUGACGAUGGAGGGUCCUACUGCGGAGGCUGGGAGGACGGCAAGGCGCACGGCCAUGGCGUCUGCACCGGCCCGAAGGGCCAGGGCGAAUACACCGGCUCGUGGAGCCACGGCUUCGAGGUGCUGGGCGUCUACACCUGGCCCAGCGGCAACACGUACCAAGGCACUUGGGCGCAGGGCAAGCGCCACGGCAUCGGCCUGGAGAGCAAGGGGAAGUGGGUGUACAAGGGCGAGUGGACGCACGGAUUUAAGGGGCGCUAUGGGGUGCGGGAGUGCACGGGCAACGGGGCGAAAUACGAAGGGACCUGGAGCAACGGACUGCAGGACGGCUACGGCACGGAGACCUACUCGGAUGGAGGGACCUACCAGGGCCAGUGGGCCGGCGGCAUGCGCCAGGGCUACGGCGUGCGGCAGAGCGUCCCGUACGGCAUGGCCGCCGUCAUCCGCUCGCCCCUGAGGACGUCCAUCAACUCGUUGCGCAGCGAGCACACCAACGGCGCGGCGCUGCACCCCGACGCGUCCCCGGCGGUGGCCGGCAGCCCGGCCGUGUCCCGCGGCGGCUUCGUGCUGGUGGCGCACAGCGACUCCGAGGUCCUGAAGGGCAAGAAGAAGGGCCUGUUCCGGCGCUCGCUGCUCAGCGGCCUGAAGCUGCGCAAGUCGGAGUCCAAGAGCAGCCUGGCCAGCCAGCGCAGCAAGCAGAGCUCGUUCCGCAGCGAGGCGGGCAUGAGCACCGUGAGCUCCACGGCCAGCGACAUCCACUCCACCAUCAGCCUGGGCGAGGCGGAGGCCGAGCUGGCCGUCAUCGAGGACGACAUCGACGCCACCACCACCGAGACCUACGUGGGCGAGUGGAAGACCGACAAGCGCUCGGGCUUCGGCGUGAGCCAGCGCUCCGACGGGCUCAAGUACGAGGGCGAGUGGGUGAGCAACCGGCGGCACGGCUACGGGUGCAUGACCUUCCCCGACGGCACCAAGGAGGAGGGCAAGUACAAGCAGAACGUGCUGGUGGGCGGCAAGCGCAAGAACCUCAUCCCGCUGCGGGCCAGCAAGAUCCGGGAGAAGGUGGACCGCGCGGUGGAGGCGGCCGAGCGGGCGGCCACCAUCGCCAAGCAGAAGGCCGAGAUCGCCGCGUCCAGGACCUCCCACUCACGGGCCAAGGCUGAGGCAGCUCUCACGGCGGCUCAGAAAGCCCAGGAGGAAGCUAGGAUCGCCAGGAUCACUGCCAAAGAGUUCUCACCUACCUUCCAGCACAGGGAAAACGGGCUCGAGUACCAGAGGCCGAAGCACCAGAUUUCCUGCGAUGACAUCGAGGUGCUCUCCACCGGGACACCCCUGCAGCAGGAGAGCCCCGAGCUGUACCGCAAGGGCACCACCCCCUCCGACCUGACCCCCGACGACAGCCCCCUGCAGAGCUUCCCCGCCAGCCCCUCUGCCACCCCUCCGCCGGCCUCCAGGAACAAGACGGCGCACUUCUCCCGGCAGGUGUCGGUGGACGAGGAGCGCGGGGACAUCCAGAUGCUCCUGGAGGGCCGCGGAGGGGACUACGCCCGGAACAGCUGGGGCGAGGAGCAGGCCGGGGGCCCCCGGGGCGUGCGCAGCGGGGCGGUGCGCAGCGCCCAGCACACGGAGGACUUGCGCGCUCGGGGCGCGGGCCACCGGCAGCCUGGGAACCCCAAGCCCCGGGAGCGGCGGACGGAGUCCCCCAGCGCGUUCUCGUGGACUUCCCACCACCGAGCUGCCAAUCCCUGCUCCGGGGGCCCCAAGCUGCCCGAGCCGGACGAGGAGCAGCUGAGCAACUACAAGCUGGAGAUGAAGCCCCUGCUGAGGAUGGACGCCUGCCCGCAGGACGCGCACCCCCAGCGCCGGCGGCACAGCCGGGGUGCAGCGGCCGAGCGGCGCUGCGAGGACCGGGGCUUCGGGCUGCAGAGACUGAGGUCCAAGCCCCAGGCCAAGGAGAACUUCAGGCCGGCCUCCGCUUCCGAGCCCGCGGUGCAGAAGCUGGAGAGCCUGCGGCUGGGGGACCGGCCCGAGCCCCGGCUGCUGCGCUGGGACUUGACCUUCUCCCCGCCCCAGAAAUCCUUGCCUGUGGCCCUGGAGUCUGAUGAGGAGCCCGGGGACGAGCUCAAGUCCAGCGCGGGCUCAGCUCCCAUCUUGGUUGUCAUGGUGAUCCUGCUUAACAUCGGAGUCGCCAUUUUGUUUAUUAACUUUUUCAUCUGACAAGAUUGUCGCGCCGCAGAAGCAACGAUGUACAAAUGGAACAUUAAACAGGAAACAAAAAGGGAAAGAUCCUGCCUCGGACAGCCCCACGACUCCGUCUUUCCACAGAAGAACAACAUGACUGGGUAUCACUCACAGUUUGCCUUUUUUUCUGGGUAAUGUUUUUUGGAUUUUAGCCAAAAUUCUUUGCUUGUGUAACUGCUGUGUGGCAUGGCAGAAGGUGGCCAGCACGCUGCCCCUCCAGCUUGGUGUGAAAGAAGAGGUCCCAGCAGUCCAGCGGCCAGAGGAUCAGCAUCUUCGAGCUUCCUGCUGGGGGGUGGAAGGGGGCCACGGCCAAGGUGCCGGCUAGCCAGGCGAGGGGGAGGCAGCUAGGGAGUGCCAGCCUGGCAGGGGGUGGCACUGCCCUCCCGUUAGCUGGCAGAGUGGGCACGAGGCCCUAGGACAGGGCAGCCCAGGCUGCUUUCUGCUCUGAAUCUGCUGCGUACCUGUGGGAGGAGAGGGAAGCCAAGCCCCUGCUCUUCUCCCCAGGAACAGACCACGAUCCCCCUUCUCGGCACUGCCCCACGGCCCUCCUCAGGAGGCCACCACACCGGGUCUUACAGCAAAGUCCUCCCUGCUGUCCUCUGCUCACUCAUUGUCGGCCCUGUCCAGCCAUCCUCCCUCCAGAGCCAGGGAGGCCGUGCUGCAGCCGUCCAGGGCCAACCCCGAUCUGGCUAGGCGCACCUGAGCCCUGAUGCCAAGGGGGCAUGGUCCAUGUGCCCCGGACAGCCUGACAGCACGCCUGGGCUCUGAGCAUGUGGCGUUUUGCACCUAGUAUGCAGGAUGUAUAUUCAGGCUUCCGUGUCCCUGGCAGUGACGCCCCAUGAAGGACGUCACCUCUCACUGACCUCCACGGGGUCUCACAUCUUUGCACUGUGCCUGCCUCGACUUCCCCAAACAGAUAUGCAUAUUCCCUCCAGAUGCCUCAGUGCUACUCCAGAGCCAGUCUGGUCCCGGGACAGGAAUGUGGUUGAAACCCAGUGGCUUGAAUGUCCUGGAGACUGUUGCAUACCCAGCACUCCCUGGAUGUACAAUGUAACUUGUUUCAGUCAAACAACAGGCUCCUCAUGUCUCUGCCUUCUCUACCAGGGUUGUUCCCUCAUCCAAACAAAUGAACAAGGGUUGCCAGCCUGCCUGGCCCUCCCGUGGCUCUGUCCGUCUUCUUGGAUGCAGCCCGUCUUGUCUUAUGGACUCUGCCUUGCUUUGCUUACGUUCAGCUGUCUCUGCUCCCUUUCAAGCAGAUUUCUUUACUACACUGCACUGGAUUGCUAUAUUUUUAACCAGAAAUAAACUACAGAUUAGAGCAUGUUCCAGCUACACUCAGUUUAUUGCUUCCGUUACCACCCACUGCCCGUCCCUUCUCCCAGGCUGGUUUGGUUUGGGGGUCGUGGGGAGGGCUCAGCAGGUGACCCGGUGCAUUUCUGGUGAUUGUUUCUAAGCGGUUACAUCUUUUUGUACAGCUUACUUUUCCGGUCCUCUUUUUUAAAAUCAAGUGGUCGCUGCAGGUCUGGCGUGAAUCAAAUAAAGAUCCUGCUCUUCGCAGCUCUGAGAA
Molecule: messenger RNA, 4114 nt
Organism: Nannospalax galili (Upper Galilee mountains blind mole rat)
Lineage: Eukaryota; Metazoa; Chordata; Mammalia; Rodentia; Spalacidae
Gene: Jph3
Product: junctophilin 3
Exons: 6
Coding region: 283-2523 (746 amino acids)
Biological process (GO): regulation of synaptic plasticity
Cellular component (GO): plasma membrane; endoplasmic reticulum membrane; junctional membrane complex
Source: RefSeq, a predicted model, not a curated record